AUGGCGGCCGCCCCGGCCUUGCGGUUGACCACACGGCCCUCGAGCCACGUUGUGUGGCCAAGACUUGGGAAUCUGGAUCCGAAUGUCAUGUCCGACGUUCUGCAGGAGGCCAAGGUGGAGAUCAUUCCGCGAGAGCUGUGCACGACCUGGGAGUGGUGGUUCACGCGCAUCCACCCGGAGAACAUGUGCGCCGGGAAGAUCGAAGGAGGGGUCUCCCCUUGCAAGGUGGGUUCUGGGGGAUAUUUGCUUGAUGUGUUCCUACCUGCUUUGCUACCCAGGUACCCGCAGUGCCUGCACAUGCUGGAGCUGCUGCAGUACGAACACUUCCGCAAGGAGCUGGUCAAUGCACAGUGCGCCAAGUUCAUUGACGAGCAGCAGAUCCUGCACUGGCAGCACUACUCCCGCAAGCGGGUGCGCCUCCAGCAGGCCUUGGCCGAGCAGCCCCUGCCCCAGCAGCAACACCAGCAGCAGCAGCAGAACCCUCAGCAGCAGCACCAGCCGGCCCCGCAGCCCCAGCCCCAGCAGAACAGCAGCUCCCUCAAGUGAGAAGGAGAAGAUGGCGGAUGGACUAGAUUCCGCUGUCUGCCACAAUUUUUGGAAUAGUAGAGUCUCUUAUAUGACAAUAUUUAAGCUGAUGUCACUCCAAAAGUUGUAAAUGAAUGACAAGCAGCGAAAACAUCCUGAUUUCAUUAGUUCUUGGACAGAUGUUGACUUUGGGUUGCUGUGAGUGUUCUGGGCUGUCUGGCCAUGUUCCAGAAGCAUUCUCUCCUGACGUUUCACCUACAUCUAUGGCAGGCAUCCUCACAAGUUGUGAGGUCUGUUUAGGCAAGUGGGGUUUAUAUAUCUGUGGAUGACUGUCCAGGGUGAGAGAAAGAACUCUGUUGAAGGCAAAUGGGAAAGUUGACAUUGGCCAACUUGAUUAAUAAUAAUACUAAUAAUCUUUAUUUAUACCCCGCCACCAUUUCCCCGAUGGGGACUCGGAGCAGCUUACGUGAGGCCAAGCCCAAACUGCAAAUUACAAUAAAGAGAAACCGAAAAUGCAAACAAUAAACAACAACAGCAUAAUUAUUAGCAUUUAAUUAUUUAAUUAUUAUUCAAUUAUUAUUAUUAUUUAAUAAAUAUUACUAUUUAAUUAUUAGCAUCAUAAUUAUUAGCAUUUAAUGGCCUUGUAGCUUCAAAGCCUGGCUGUUUCCUGCUUGCGAGAAUUCUUUACUGGGAGGUGUUAGCUGGCCCUGAUUGUUUCCUGUCUGCAAUCCCCUGUUUUUUUAGUGUUGUUCUUUAUUUACUGUCCUGAUUUUAGAGUUAUUUUUAAAUACUUGUAGCCAGAGUGUGUUCCUUUUCAUGGUUUCCUCCUUUCUGUUGAAAUUGUCCAUGUGCUUCUUGUGGAUUUCAGUGCUUCUCUGUGUUGUCUAACAUGGUGGAUGUGAGACUGGUCCAGCAUUUCUGUGUUCUCCAAUCAUAAGUUGUGCCCAGGUUGGUUUAUCGGGUGCUCUGCUAUGUCUCACUUUUCAGGUUGAAUUAGUCUGCAGUGCCUUUCAUCUUCCCUGUGUUUGGGUACAGCAGCCAGCCAGGAUUUGAAGCUGCAAGGGCAUUAAAUGCCAAUCAAGGUGGCCAAUUGCAAUAUUCACACUUGCCUGAAGCAGACAAAAAUUCUUUCUCCAAUCCUGGGCAUUCCACAGAUAUAUAAACCCAAUUUUCCUAGUUUCCAACAGACCUCACAACUUCAGAGGAUACCUGCCAUAGAUGCAGGUGAAACGCUAGGAGAGAAUGCUUCUGGACCAUGGCCAGACAGCCUGGAAAACUCACAGCAGCCUAGCGAUCCCAACCAUGAAAGCCUUCGACAACACAGAUGUUGUCUUUCCUUCCUUAAGUGGUAAUUGGUUUUCCUUCUUAAGGAGCCUUUGGCAAUGUAAACAUGUUGUUUCCCACCACGGAGCGAAUAAUUUGUCUUUGGUCAUCAACAGUUCAGCCACGUUUAAUGACAGUUCAUGGUUUCUUCUUCUUAGAGCAGAUAAUCUGGAUUUGUAUAUGUGUGCGUAGAUAUAUAUAUAUAUAUAUCCCAGCCCCAAAGGAAGAUGAAACAAACCACCUCUGCACUGUUGUCUUGCUGUCGUUUUGAUAUUUUCCUGAACUGCAGAUACUUAACAGGUCACUUUUUCCCAACCAUAAGUGCUCAUAGUCUGUGGGAUGAUUAAGAGUGGCAAUCACCCAAAUUCUUGUUUUUUAAUACUCAGUGUAAGUUCUUUUACUGUUGUUUUUUUUUUAAACCUGCCUUCACGUUAUAGAAUAAUAAAUAAUAAAACUUUAUUUACACCCCG
This is a messenger RNA of Anolis sagrei ordinatus, 2318 nucleotides long. The record is from RefSeq and is a predicted model, not a curated record. NCBI's taxonomy places the organism in Eukaryota, Metazoa, Chordata, Lepidosauria, Squamata, Anolidae.